Messenger RNA from Carassius gibelio (silver crucian carp), 1630 nucleotides. RefSeq lists its product as uncharacterized. Gene Ontology annotation, biological process: proteolysis. Gene Ontology annotation, molecular function: serine-type endopeptidase activity. The record is from RefSeq and is a predicted model, not a curated record. The transcript has 5 exons. NCBI's taxonomy places the organism in Eukaryota, Metazoa, Chordata, Actinopteri, Cypriniformes, Cyprinidae. The coding region runs from base 258 to 1199 and encodes 313 amino acids.
AAUGUAAAAUGCAAAAAUUGUAAAAGUAUUAAUUGUGUUUAUUUAUAGAAUAAAGAAUAUAGGUUGUGUUUUAGCUGUACUGGCAUCGCCGUCGUCAUGCAAACAUUCAUUUAUAGGAAAGAAUGAGACAAGUCUAACCUGUUUUAUUACAUGAACAAUUGACCUUCUUGUGACAGACAGAGAAGACAAGUCAUACAGGUGAUUUAAAGAGAGAAAAGACAUAAGACAGCUCUCUUUCCCAGUCGUUCACUUCAGCCAUGGAGUUGUCAGUGAUCCUGCUCAGCUUGAUGUUCAGUACGGAGGUGGCUGCAAAUUGUGGAGUAGCUCCUCUAAAUACACGUGUAGUGGGUGGCACUGAUGCGCCUGUGGGUAACUGGCCCUGGCAGGUCAGUGUCCAUUACAACAGCAGACACAUCUGUGGAGGAACCCUGAUCCACAGCCAGUGGGUGAUGACGGCCGCUCACUGCAUCAUCUCGACUAACCUCAACAGCUGGACACUGUACCUGGGAAGACAAACCCAGACCACGCCUGCUGCCAACCCAAAUGAAGUAAGAGUUGGUAUUCAGUCCAUCACCAUCCAUCCAAAGUACAACAACACCCUGUUCAAUAAUGACAUCUCCCUGAUGAAACUGAGCCAGUCUGUGACCUUCACUCCAUACAUUCGUCCAGUCUGCCUGGCAUCCAAAGGGAGCGUCUUUCUCAAUGCCACAUUCUGCUGGGCUACAGGCUGGGGAAACAUUGGCAAAAACCAACCGCUGCCGGCUCCUCAGGCUCUUCAGGAGGUGGAGGUCCCGGUUGUGGGCAGCUCACAGUGCAGCUGCCAGUAUGAGCCAGCAGGUGAUGCUACAAUCACAGCACAGAUGAUCUGUGCAGGGAGGGCAGACAAAGGAAUCUGUCAGGGAGAUUCUGGAGGUCCGCUACAGUGCAAACAGGGUUCUGUGUGGGUCCAGGCUGGAAUCACCAGCUUUGGGACGAGUCUGGGCUGUGCUAAAGAAGGUUUCCCAGAGGUGUAUUCACGUGUCUCUGAGUUCCACGCCUGGGUCACGGAGAACGUGGAAGGAGCCACCAUUGGCUUCGUGACCUUUUUGUCCAAUGGCACAGACAGCAGUUUCACGUGUUCUGCCGUAUAUCAGCUCUCACACUACUCUAAUUUCAUCAUUCUGUUCAUGACGCUCAUCUCACUCUUACAGUCUCUUUAAACUUACUCGCACACACACAUGUGCAAUGGUUUAUGGGUAACAGCAUGAAAUUCUAAAGACGUGGAAAAAGGUCCAAAUGCUAAAAAAGACAUCUGAAAAUGUAAAGCUCAUGAGUGACUCAUUAAAAGGUCCUUGCUACUAGAAACAUAACUACAGCUUUAUGUGGGGAGAAAUUUUAUUGUGAUCAACAUAAACAUUUCAUAAUUGUCACUGUAUUAUAGCGGAUGUUACCAGUGAGCAGUUUUUGCACUUGGAAGUUCUGCUAGUUCAAGUUACGCUGGGAAUAUUGUGCAAUUUGAACGCAAAUGAAUGCCACCACAAAGUCAUAAUUCUGAGUGAAAAACUCUGAACUUACUUUAAUUCCAGAGUUUCUGACCUCUAAGUGACAAAUAUGUAAAGGGACAGAAUAGACGCAGCAUCUGUAAUGACUG